This is a messenger RNA of Dermatophagoides pteronyssinus (European house dust mite), 5502 nucleotides long. RefSeq lists its product as uncharacterized. Gene Ontology annotation, cellular component: plasma membrane. The record is from RefSeq and is a predicted model, not a curated record. NCBI's taxonomy places the organism in Eukaryota, Metazoa, Arthropoda, Arachnida, Sarcoptiformes, Pyroglyphidae. Gene Ontology annotation, biological process: synaptic signaling. Gene Ontology annotation, molecular function: zinc ion binding; protein binding.
CAAUCAACAAAAUCAUUAAAUCAAUUAAUACGACCAAAUAUUGAUUAUUAUAAUCAAAUUGAACAAACAAUUAUGGAACGUAUACGUGAUAUACAACGUGAACAUCAUCAACGUUCAUUACAACAAUUAUUAUUAUCAACAAAACAACAACAACAACAACAACAAUCGAUAGAUAAUAAUGAUGGUAGUAAUAGUAAAAAAAUUGAUAAUGUUUAUGAUACAGUAGCUGAUGUAAUGGGCGAUAAUAUCGAUAAUAUCGAUAUUAAUCAACAAUCAUUAUUAUCUGAUAAUGAUAAUAAUAGUAAUAAUAGUAAUAGUUAUUAUAAUCGUCCAAAUGAUUUACCUGAAAUAUCAAAAAAAUAUCAAUCAACAAAUUUAGAUAUGCAACGGCAAGAUAUUGAACAAUGGUUAGAUUCAAUGGAACAACGUUUAGCUAAUAUUAGUAUUGUUAAUAAUCAAUUUGUACAACAGAAUCAGAAUAAUCAGAAUACGACACAGAAUAACAAAACAUCAGUUACUGCUACUGAAUCAAAAGAUCUUAAAUCACAAUUAACAAUUUUAUCAGAUUAUGAAAGUGAAUGUAAUCAAUAUAGUUAUCGAUUACAAACAUUAUGUAAUUCAAUAGAUUCAAGAAUAUCAUCAUUAACAUCGAUAAAAUUGAAUGAAAAAAAUCAAUCACAACAACAACAACAACAACAACAAUCAUCAUCAUCGACAGUGAUCAAUAGUAAUAACAUAUCGAUGCCCUAUUAUGAGCAUUUGAUCAAACUUCGUAAACAAGCUAGUGAUAUGCAAUGUCGUUGUAAUUAUUUAUAUCUUUGUAUUAAAUGUAAAACAAGAAGUUUAAAUGAAUUAUUAUCAUUAACAUCGUCUUCCUCUAAUCGUAAUUUAUUAAUGUCAAUGGUAAAUGGUGGUUCAUCAUCGGGUACCGAUUUAGAUAAUUAUGGUACACAAUCAUCGAAAAAGUCUUCCAAAUCAAUUUCAUCGAUUAAAUCAACAAAUUUACAAUCAUCAUCACCUGAUACAUCAACAACAACAACAGCAGCAGCAGCAGCCGCAUCAUCAUCAUCAUCUUUAUCACAAUCACAACAAAUAACAUCAAACAAUCAAAUAUCAUCAUCAUCAAAUAAUAAUAUAAAUUAUAGCCUACAUGAACAAUCAGAAAAACGAUUUAAUAAAUGGUUAGCUGAAAUGGAACAAUCAUUAGAUUUUAUUGAAAAAGGUUUAGCUGCUGAAAGUGCACUUAUUAAUAUUAAUAAUGAUGGUACAAUAACAAAUAUUAAUAAUGAUGAUACAUCACUUUAUAGUAAUGUAUCGGAAAUGCAACAAAUGCAUAUGAAUUAUUAUGAAAAGAUUAAGAUAAUACAAAGAGAAAUUGAACAAAAACGUACUGAUCAUCGAUUAUUAAUGGAAUUAUUGGAUAAUAUACCAAUAUCAACAACAACAACAACAACAUCGGCAACAUCAACAUCGACAACAACAACAAAUCAGGAUUCAAAAUCAUCGAUUAGUAAUAAUCGUCAACAACAACAACAACAACAACAAUCAAUUGAUCCAUGGUUAUUAAAAUUUCGUAAUCGUAUUGAACAAAUGAAUGGACGUUGGAAUAAUGUACGUUUACGUGUAUUAACAUUACGUUCACGUUUAGAAUCAAGUUCAUUUGUAAAUAAAUCAUUAACAUCAACACUAACAACAAAAACAACAUGUCCAGUACCUGUUAGUUAUUCAACAGUAUCAUUAUAUUCAGUUAUUAAUAAUAAUCAACAACAAAAUUAUGGUUGGAAUCAUCAAAAUCAACAUCAAAAUAAUGAUAAUGAAUCAAUAAUAUCAUCAACAAUAAAUUUAAUUGCCUAUAAUAAUAUUAUAAAUGAACGUUCACAACAAUUAAUAUUAUCAUUACGUGAAUUAACUGAAUGGAUUAUUAAACAACAAAUGGAAUUUCAACAAAAACAACAACAACAACAAAUACCGAUACAAUUUUCAUCAUCUGAUCAUAAUCAUCAUCAACAACAAAUAGCAAAAGAAUCGGAUGAAAUAAUACCAUUAGAUAUUGCAAAUGUUUUACAACAAAAAACAUCAUUAAUACAAUUAAGAAAUCAAUUGAUUGAAAAACGACCAAUAAUUGAUAGUAGUUUAUUAUCAUGUCAUAAUUUUCUUCGUCGUUUAGCUGUAAAACGUGCACAAGAUGUACAACAACAACAACAACAACAACAACGAUUAGGUAAUCAAUCAAGAAUAUCUGCAUCAACAUCGAUAGCAUCAUCGAUUGCUGGUUCAACAAUCAAUAAUAAUAAUGAUCAACAACAACAACAACAACAACAAAGAAAACAACAACAACAACAAAAUGGACAACAAAUUGAAAAAUUAGAAUUAUCAUUAAAUCGUGAAAUGAACAAAUUAUUAGAAUUAUGGCAUUCAGUACAAAGUACUGUUGAUAUUGGUUUACAACGUUUAGAUGAAGCACAUUUGCGAUUAAAUGAUUUACAACGUGUUAUGGAUGAUUUAGCUGCAAAAUUACAUGAAGCUGAAAUGGUUAAAUCUAAAUGGAUACCGAUUAUAAAUCUAACAUUUGAUGAUCUACCACAACAACGAUCACAAUUAAAGACAUAUAAUCAAAUGUAUGUUGUACCAGUAUCACGUGAUGUAAUACAUGUGAAUGAAAUUGCAGCACGUUUAACUGGUCGUAAUGUACCAUUAUCACAUGGUAAUCUAAAAUCAUUGGAAGAAGUAACAACACGUGCACGUUUAUUACGUAUUUCAAUUGAUGAACGUUCAAGAGAAUUAGAUCAAAUACAACAAGAUCAUGGCCGUCAACAACAACAUUUUUUAACUGAAGCAGUUGAUGAACCAUGGGAACGUGCUGUUACAAAUAAUAAAUUGCCUUGUUAUAUUAACCGCCAAACUGAAACUGUACAUCUAUUAUCACCACGUUAUAUACAAAUAAUUGAUUCAAUGAAUGAAUUUAAUGAUGUACGUUAUGCUGCAUAUCGUACUGCAAUGAAAUUACGUCGAUUACAGCUAAAACUUGGUCUUAAUUAUGUUAAUCUAAAUAAUCUGGUUCAAGCAUUUGAACAAUAUGGUCUUGGUCCAAAUAAUAAUAGUCAAAGAAAAUUAUCAAAAAAUUUAAAAUCUGAUAACACCACCAACGAUGAUUCAUCUAAUGAUAAUAAAAAAGAAUCAACAACAACAAAUAAUCGUGAAGAAGAUAAUAUUAAUGAUGAUUUACCAUAUGAAUUACGAUUGAUUUCAGUACCAGAUAUUGUUUCUUGUUUGAAAAAAAUAUUUGAAACUGCUGAAAUUGAACGACAACAACAAGAAGAAAGAUCAACAACAACAACAAAAACAUCAAGUAAUAAAAAACAAUCAAAAGAUAAAGAAAAUGUUAAAAUAUUGGCUAAUAAUAAUGCAGAUGAUAAUGAUUUAAAAUCUUCAUCAUCAUCAAUGGCUAUUAAUAUACCAAUUUGUGUUGAUCUUUGUUUAAAUUGGUUACUUGAUCUUUAUGAUGCACCAUCACGUGCCGGUUUUAUAAGACAAUUUUCAUUUCAAGUUGCACUGGUAUUAUUAUCACAUAUAUCAUUGGAACAAAAAUAUAUUUAUCUAUUUAAUUUAAUUGCUAAUAAUGAUAAUCAUUGUGCUGAUGAAAGACGUUUUGGUUUAUUAAUAUAUGAUUGUUUACGUUUACCAAAAUUAUUGGGUGAAGUUGCUGCAUUUGGUGGUACAAAUGUUGAACCAAGUGUACGUAGUUGUUUAGAAAUGUCAUUAGCAUCUGGUUUACGUUCAACAAAUACAAUUAAUAAUGGUAAUGGUAAUGAUGGUGGCAGUAUUACAAUUGAUCAAGUAUUAGCAUGGAUACGUGCUGAACCACAAUCAUUAGUUUGGUUAAUUGUAUUACAUCGUUUACGUUUAGCUGAAAAUAGUUUACAUCCAGCUAAAUGUAAUAGUUGUCGUAAAUAUCCGAUAAAAGGUUUUCGUUAUCGUUGUUUAAAAUGUUUUAAUUUUGAUCUUUGUCAAUAUUGUUUUUUAUCGGAUAAAUCAAUUAAAAAACAUAAACCAUCACAUCCAAUGCAAGAAUAUUGUAUUGCAACAACAUCGGGUGAAGAUAUGCGUGAUUUUAGUAAAAUUUUACGUAAUAAAUUUAAAUCUGGACGUUAUUUUAAAAGACAUCAAGCAUUAGGUUAUUUACCUGUACAAUCAUUACAUGAAGGUGAUCGAUUAGUUGCUAAUAUUAAUGAUAAUAAUGAUAAUAACAACAGCUAUAAUAAUAAUAAUAAUAAUAAUAAUGGAGAAUCAGAAUAUGAACCAUCAUAUGUUCAUACAUUACAAGGAUCAUAUUCACAUGCACCAUCAUCAAAUACAACACCUGUUCAUACAUUAACAUAUCCACAACGUUCAAUAAGUCCUGGUUCAUCAAUGAUGAUGAUGAUGAAUACGGCGAAUAGAAAAGAUUUAGAUUUUCAAUUUAUUCAUCAACAACAACAACAAUCGCAACAUUAUACAUCAAUAAGACCAGGUCCAUUACCACCAUUACCAUCAAUGAAUAUUAAUACAAGUGGUAUUUAUGGUACAAGAUCAAUUUAUCAACAACAAUUACAACAACAACAACAAAGAAAACAACAACAACAACAAAUAGCUGCUGCUUCUUCUGCGAAUAAUCAAUCACCAUCUGGACAUCGAAUUUUACCAACAAUAACAACAGGAUCAUCGAAUAAUGUUGGUGGUGAUCAAAAUCAAUUUGUUCGAAUAUCACCAUCACGUUCUAGUCUUAAAUCUAAUCAAAAUAAUCAAAAUCAAAAUAAUGAUGAUAUACAUCAACGUCUUGGUAAAUAUGCAAAUCGAUUAGCUGAAAUUGAAAAUCAACAACAACAACAACAACAACGACAACCGAAUCCAAUAUUAUUAAAUCGUAGUGAAUCAUUACGAUCUAAUGGACGUUCACAAUUACGUACAGGUCGUUUUGAUUCAUUACAACCAAUGACAACAGCAGCAUUGAAUCAAUUACCAUCAAAUCAUCCACAUCGUCGUAGUUCAUUAAAUCAACCUGGUUCAGGUGAACGUCAUCAUCAUCAUCAACAUUUACAAUUUCAAAAACAACAACAACAACAACCAAUUUCAAUACAAAGUCCAACUGAAAUGUUAUCAAAAAUUGCAGCCGAUCAACGUAAUGAGCUUGAAAUUAUUAUACAAAGAUUACAAGAAGAAAAUCGAUUAUUAAUGAAUGAAUAUAGUCAAUUAAAAGGUAAAGAUGAUGAUGAUGAUGAUGAAAAAUCAACGAAGAAAACAACAACAAAUGAAAAGAAUUUACAAUCAUCAAUGGACAAAGCAGCAAAAUCCAUUGAUAUUGAUAAUCAAGCGGUAAUUACCAAUGGUAGUGGUCAGAAUCGAAUGAAUUCAUCAUCAUCAUCAUCAACAUCAUCACCACCAUCAACAAUAACAUCACCACCAUUAUCAAUAACAUCACCAACAAAUUCAUCGGAUAAUCAACAAACAAAAUUUUCGGAUUGA